Phaeodactylum tricornutum CCAP 1055/1 is the source of this 984-nucleotide messenger RNA. RefSeq lists its product with no specific name. Gene Ontology annotation, molecular function: GDP phosphatase activity; calcium ion binding; UDP phosphatase activity. The coding region runs from base 1 to 984 and encodes 327 amino acids. NCBI's taxonomy places the organism in Eukaryota, Bacillariophyta, Bacillariophyceae, Surirellales, Neidiaceae. The transcript has a single exon. Gene Ontology annotation, biological process: proteoglycan biosynthetic process. The record is from RefSeq and is a predicted model, not a curated record.
AUGCGAUUCAACUUUGCAGCUGUGACGGAUUUGGAUGAACUAAGUAGGGUGGAAUGGGAAAAGAAGCCGACUUUUCGUUCUGUCUUGGUACCAGGAACGCUUACAGCUACGCAAGGGCGUUAUCACAUCAAAUUCGAAAACGCUCGCGAAUUACUUACGCUCCACAACGAAGCUGGCCGGGGUGCCGAAUUUUCGGAACUGACGGUUUACAAUGAUCGUCUCCUUACCUUCGACGAUCGUACGGGCGAUGUGUUUGAGUUACUCAAUAACGCAGAGGCUACCAAGUCGUUCGUCGUUCCCCGAUUCGUUAUUACUGAAGGCAACGGAGAUACAGAUAAAGGCAUGAAGUGGGAAUGGUCUACUGUGAAGAACGGCGAACUGUACAUGGGCAGUAUGGGCAAAGAGUAUACGCGACCGGACGGGACGAUUCAAAAUCGCAACAACUUGUGGAUUGGUAUACUCAACGCCGAAGGCGAACUUCGCCGCGAAGAUUGGACGGACCAGUACAACGUCGUCCGCAAGGCUCUUAAGGCCUUGUCGCCAGGAUAUCUCAUCAUCGAGGCUGUUAAUUGGAGUGACCACUUGCAAAAGUGGGUCUUUUUGCCUCGUCGCAUCUCCGAGACAGCCUACGACGAAAAUGAAGACGAACGCAGAGGUGGACGGCAGCUCGUUCUCGUGAGUCCGGAUUUUUCGUCGACUCAGGUUGUCGACAUUAAUUUACAAAAGGAUCCGCUCAAGGGCUUUUCGACCUUUGCAUUCGUGCCCAACACGAAUGACCGCCACGCUUUUGCCAUUCGGUCGGUCGAAGAAGAUUGCGUAGGUGGGUUGGAAACGUGCAAACAACGAUCAUAUUUUAUUGUUUUCGAUGUGCUCAGUGGCGAAACUUUGUCGGAGGAGGUCAAGUAUCCCGAAGAUCUGAAAUUUGAAGGACUUGAGUUCGUCAACAUUUACACAAAACCACCCCCGUUUUCAAAUAUGACAUAA